This is a messenger RNA of Phyllostomus hastatus (greater spear-nosed bat), 3890 nucleotides long. It is a transcript of the gene CUNH6orf62, whose product is annotated as chromosome unknown C6orf62 homolog. NCBI's taxonomy places the organism in Eukaryota, Metazoa, Chordata, Mammalia, Chiroptera, Phyllostomidae. The record is from RefSeq and is a predicted model, not a curated record. The transcript is spliced from 5 exons. Bases 2052 to 2741 code for a protein of 229 amino acids.
CGGCUCCGCCGAGGGCGGGUGACGCAGCGCCGUCGCUGCCAUUUUAAGUUGUUUGUUCUGGCUGCUCGUCUCAAACGCGGCUUCCCCGGUUCCCGGAGUCGCCGAGGCCGCAGCCGCUUCCGCAGCCACCGGUGGCGGGGAACCAGGCUGUGCCGCCGCGCACGCUCGCUUCCAGCUCGGCGCUCGCCGUCCGGGCCCCGCUCUCCUGCGAGCCGGAGCCGCCUGGGCAAGGAGGACUCAGAGCAGAUGCUUGGACUGAAAUAACUUUACUUGGGGUCGACUCGCCGACGGACCUUAGCGCAGGGCUUCCUCUCCCCCUCCGCGGGACCGCUCCCUCCUGCUCGCUCCCCUCUUUCUCUCUCUCGCCGCCGUCCCGUCCUCCCUUCGUCCCGGGUGCCGAGCCCGACUAUGGGUCCCAGGCGGGGGCUGCGUGGCGGUAGCAGCGCGGGCGGCCCGGCCCCAAUGCGCGCCGCAGCGGGGAUGGGGGGGCUCCGUUGGCUGCUGGUGUUCUCUUGACAUGGCUUCUGCCCGAGCCGCGAGCAGCGCCCCCGCCGCCGCCACUUCCGCCGCCGCCGCCGCUCCGCCCGCGGGCUGCGGCUAGAGGGCCCCCCGCCUGCCCGCGUCGGUCCGCGACCCCGCCCUGAACCAUCCACUCGGGAAGCAUGGUCUGUUCCACGUGAGAGCGCGCGUCCGGAGUCCGGGAACCUCGUUUCCUUGGGGGGUGGGGUGGGCGUGCGUUAAAAAGUAAUUACUGUUAACAACUACUUCCUUUUUUCACCGAUUCUUCCCCUUUACUCUGCCCCGCCUACUCUACCCGGGCGGGAAUUGUUUCCACGAUGAAAUGAGAGAAAACCCGAGUGACCCAGUGUCUCCCGUGGUGCGAGUGAGUCGCUGCCGCUGAAGGCAAAGGGUGGGGGUGGGCCUGGGGGGCGGAAGGCAGGUGGCCCCCGGGCGCGGCCUGGAUUUGGGAGAAGCACCUGCCCCCUUUGCCUCAGCGGUGCCCGCGGUCUGGUCGGGGCCCGGUCGUAGGGAAGGCUCCCCGGGGUGUGGGGACCAACCCCCUGGUGUGCCAGGGGCGCCGCCUGAGCAGAGCCGCAGGGCCUGUCCCAUCGAGUUCUGAGCCCCUUUGCGUGGCCACCAUGGUGCUCCUGGGCAGCAGCCUUCGCAGCCGCCUGAGGGUGAGGAUGUGGGCGCCGGGGAAGUUGGAAGUGACUCCGCUGUUUUCCCUCCUGGCUCCUUCGGGCAGCAGCUGCCCGCCCCCGGUAUACACUGUAGCUGAUCGCAGGGAAACCCUGACCCUCUCCCCGUCCUUCUCGACCGAGUUUGCACUGUUCUCUUUGCUCACCUCCAAGUGUAAUCAAUAACGGCACUGACAGCACAGCAAUAGCGGGACCGGGAGUGACUGAGGACAAGUAGGCGCCGCAGCCAUGGGCCGGGCUGGGUGAGACCCCAUCAGGCAUUUCCGUUUCAUCCACCUUCCCUGUUCCGGGGUUUCUGGGAGGUUGUGUUGGUGGGUUUUUUCUUUAUUUUUUUUCUUUUCUUUUUCUUUUUUUUUUUUUUUGGUACUUGGAAAGCAAAGAUCACACUUUCCCUCCCUGUUCCUUCUCAUCAUCCCUUUUCUAAAAGGGGGGUGGAGUCCGGAUGGACUGUAAGGGCCGGCCUGGUGUCGGCUGUGUUUUAGCGCACACUUAGGUCCUGGUCUUCGGCUUUGCUCCUCCCAUAAGGCCUUCGUUUGGCAGUGAAGCCAAAUGUAUUUUCAAAAAAAUUAGUUCGAGUGUUUUCUCCGCUUUUGUUUCCUUCCCUUUUCCCCGCCCCACCCCAAACGUUGUCGUCCAAGCAUGACUGGGGAGCGCCUUUCAUUCCGUGGCCCUGUGAUAUGACAGUGUGCUGGUCCUGCCGGCAGGUGCGGUUGGGGUUACGGUCGUGAUUUUAGCCGCUCAGUCACAUUGGCAGGGGAAAAUGACUUGUUUCUGUUGUACUUGAGUCUUAAGAAAAAGUGCCCAUAGUUUAGCGACAAUUUCCAAAGGCUUUAGUACCACCUGCAUUUGAAAAUGGGGGACCCAAACUCCCGGAAGAAACAAGCUCUGAACAGACUCCGUGCUCAGCUUAGGAAGAAGAAAGAGUCUCUAGCUGACCAGUUUGACUUCAAGAUGUAUAUCGCCUUCGUAUUCAAGGAGAAGAAGAAGAAGGCGGCACUGUUUGAGGCGUCCGAGGUGAUCCCGGUCAUGACGAACAACUACGAGGAGAGCAUCCUGAAAGGCGUGCGCGACUCCAGCUACUCCCUGGAGAGCUCCACGGAGCUCCUGCAGCGGGACGUGGUGCAGCUGCACGCCCCGCGCUACCGGUCCAUGCGGAGGGACGUGAUCGGCUGUACUCAGGAGAUGGACUUCAUCCUCUGGCCCCGGAACGACAUUGAGAAGAUUGUCUGUCUCCUGUUCUCCAGGUGGAAGGAGUCGGACGAGCCCUUCAGGCCUGUCCAGGCUAAGUUUGAGUUUCAUCACGGUGACUAUGAGAAACAGUUUCUGCACGUGCUGAGCCGCAAGGACAAGACUGGAAUUGUUGUCAACAACCCGAACCAGUCCGUGUUUCUCUUCAUCGACAGACAGCACUUGCAGACUCCAAAAAACAAAGCUACAAUCUUCAAGUUGUGCAGCAUCUGCCUCUACCUGCCGCAGGAGCAGCUGACCCACUGGGCGGUGGGCUCGGUAGAGGACCACCUCCACCCGUACAUGCCCGAGUAGCGUGCGGACCAGCAGGGGGCGGUGGAGUGCAGCGGCCGCUUUUCCUUGUUUUCUCACCACUUCCUUCUUUCAGAGUUCAAGGGAAAUGGACUCAUGCACAGAACACUAUGCAUUUUGAAACUUGUUCAUCCUGGAUUUUUUUAAAAAUCAUUUGUAUCUCAGAACUUUAAUGAAAAUCAGAUGUCUCCUGCACGGACUGUGUGAAGGAAGGUCUGCAUCUUCGCCGCGCUGUGUCAGCACCUUACCGAUGUGAAGGAAGGACUCUGCACUCUGAAACGCUUGCUGAGUCUGAGCGCGCGGUGGGGCACUCCUCUCAGGGUCUCCCGUUGUGCUGGGCUUGACUCUCUGAUGCGUGUCAUCAACGUUCAGAGGGUGAGAAGUGAAGGUAACGGGCAUGACUAAUGUUCCAGAAACUCGAUAGCUUUGCUAUAAUCACCGUUGCUCCUGAGCACUGUCAGAUUCGUUCUGAUGACCAGAUGUGGCUGUUGAAACAAUGCAACCACGGGAAAGAAAUCUUAAACGAAAAAGCAUCUCAUUGCCGGCGUCGUGCCCCCGUCUGGCUGGGCCGUCUGCCCCCUGGCACGCACACGUGCUGCCCGAGUUCUCCCAGAUCUCUUUCCCCGGGCUGCUGCGGGCAAGGGCCGCUGCGGGCGGGGGCGGGGGCGGUGGCCGCGGCCGCAGACCCCACGCCGGGCGCAGGGCUUUCCUUUCGAGUUUUUGUUUUGUUUUCUGGUUUUAAAGAGAUUUUCACAAAAAAAUUCCAGUGAAUUGUGCAAAUACUGGUUUCUACACCAUUCUAAAGAAAAACUUACGAGGGUUUUUCGGAGUAGAAAAAGCUAUUAAAGUUGGCAUCUUAAAUUGUAAAGACCAUUGAGUGUCCAUUACAAAAGCAGAACUCAUUUUGUGCAAUGAACACACGGAAAGACUACUGUAGAGUUUUCUGUUUUGUUUUGUUUUUUCCUUUCAGAUGAAGAAGAGCUUUGCUUAGGGCGUCACACUGGGUGGGCGUGGCCUGGGCGCGUCCCUGUGGGCCGAGCUCAGGGCUCCCGCUGCACUCCAAUUGCAUUCAGCUUCCAGUUGGAAUUUGGAAAAAUGAAAACCUAAAUAAAAUAGGUGAAAGUUCCUGACUAUUCAGGUGAACACACAAAA